UCGAUUAUCUCUCACGUUUUUCAUGUUUCGUGUCAAUAAUUUUGUUUAUUACAUCAUCUAAAUUUUUUUCAAAAUUUAAAAAUUUGUACGUAAAGAAGCGACUGUGCAAAGUAAUUUAGUUUAAUUGUUUCUGUGCACUUAACUCAAUCUAACCUAAAAAUGGCUAUUGCGAUGAAGACUAUAAGUAUCAGGAGUCUCUUAAAGUUAGCUCGGUCGGCUUUCCCAACAUAUAAUGAGAAAUUCCAACCACUUUUGAUUACACAAAUGCGAACUGCCGCUACAAAGGAGGCCCAGCCAGAAGAAACUGUAGAUCCAUUACAAGUCAUUGCAGAAAAAAUCUUGGGCAAAGGAGAACUGACAGAUAAUGAAAGAAAACUAGUCGUAGAAAUUGAUAGAUUGACUAAAGAGGUUGGCACUUUAUCAGAAGACAAAUUAGAAUUGGAUGACAAAUAUAAAAGGUCACUUGCCGAUAGGGAAAACGUCAGGCAACGUUUAACAAAACAAAUCGAGGAGGCAAAGCAAUUUGGUAUCCAAGGUUUCUGUAAAGACUUGAUUGAAGUAGCCGAUGUGCUAGAUACAGCCACCAAGGCUGUGCCAAUUGAUGAAGUGAAUGAAAAGAACCCACAUUUGAAAAAUCUUUAUGAAGGUCUCACUAUGACUAAUGCUUCUUUAAAACAAAUGUUUGGUCGCCAUAAACUUGAGCCUGUGGAUCCCUUAAAUCUAAAGUUUGAUCCAAAUUUCCAUGAAGCUCUUACACAACAAGAAGUCAAAGACAAAGAAGCCGGUAUGGUUGUAUCAGUUAUCAAAAUUGGUUAUAAACUGCAUGAACGUUGUUUACGACCGGCUUUAGUUUGUGUAUCAAAAAGUCCUUGAAUUUCCAAAUAUUAUGUAAGUGCAGAACACACAACAAAAUUGUAAAAUAAUUUUAUAUUUAACAUUAUAAACAAUAUCACUUAGUAAUACAUUCUGUUAUUAGUUACUGAAAGUGUUUUCUUAAAUUUAAAUAAAAAAGAACUUAAUAUAA
This is a messenger RNA of Ctenocephalides felis (cat flea), 1024 nucleotides long. It is a transcript of the gene Roe1, whose product is annotated as grpE protein homolog, mitochondrial. Gene Ontology annotation, molecular function: protein homodimerization activity; adenyl-nucleotide exchange factor activity; protein-folding chaperone binding. The coding region runs from base 160 to 873 and encodes 237 amino acids. NCBI's taxonomy places the organism in Eukaryota, Metazoa, Arthropoda, Insecta, Siphonaptera, Pulicidae. Gene Ontology annotation, biological process: protein import into mitochondrial matrix; protein folding. The transcript has a single exon. Gene Ontology annotation, cellular component: PAM complex, Tim23 associated import motor. The record is from RefSeq and is a predicted model, not a curated record.